Molecule: messenger RNA, 3877 nt
Organism: Ixodes scapularis (black-legged tick)
Lineage: Eukaryota; Metazoa; Arthropoda; Arachnida; Ixodida; Ixodidae
Product: beta-galactoside alpha-2,6-sialyltransferase 2
Exons: 6
Coding region: 21-1241 (406 amino acids)
Molecular function (GO): sialyltransferase activity
Source: RefSeq, a predicted model, not a curated record
CGUUUACGCCUGCUGCACCAAUGCGACUACUUGGCAUCACCGUGUGGGCUUUCGUCAGCAUCACCUUUGUUGGAGUGCUCGCCUACUGCCUGCUACUGUGGAGCCAGUACUGGAGGUGGGCUUCACGGCACAGCUCCGGAGCGUUGGAGGUAGCCACCGUUCGCGGUCACUUGCCGGCGCCUGCAGCGGCGCUGGCUGUGCUCAAUUCCAACGGAUCGCUCGUUGGAGGCGUGCUUCAAAUCCACAGGAUGGCUCCUCUCCCAAAAGACAAGCUGCUCGCCAAGGUGGAAGCUUACCGGGUGCAGCUGGUGCGUCAGCUGCGUCGCGCCCAGUGGGAUAGCAACAGGCCGGUCGGGGCCGGAGGUAGGGACCCCCAGGAGUACCGCUACAACGUCCGCUCCAGGGGCCCCAAGAUGCGCAAGUUUGCGGCCCCGUCGGAGCUGCUCGACAGAGCUCGUCGGCUACGGCUACGGAUGAUCACCAGGGACACGGAGCCUUUUAAGCGCAUGGGCUACAGUCGCUACUUUCCGACUACGAACCUGUACGAGAGCUGCUACAACAGCUGUGCCCUUGUAUCCAGCGCGGGCUCCCUCCUGGGCUCGCGGCUCGGCAAUGAAAUCGAUGCUCACCAGGCCGUGCUGCGCUUCAACGACGCCCCGACGCAGGGCUUCGAGCAGGACGUGGGCAGCCGCACGACGGUGCGCCUGCUCAACUCGCAGCUGCUGUCCCGGCCAGAGUUCGACUUCUUCAACUCGCCGAUGUUUCGGAACCUUACCCUCAUCGCCUGGGACCCUUCCCGCCAGGGACAGUCGUUGGAACAGUGGGUGAAGAAGCCCGACUUCGACCUGUUCCCGGGCUACUGGCUGCGCCGUGAGGUGCUCCCUGAGGAGCCCUUCUACCUGCUGCACCCGGACUCCGUCUGGGAGGCCUGGCACUUCCUCGACAGGGAGAACCCGGGACCCGUGGUGCGGAACCCACCCUCCAGCGGCUUUCUCGGCCUGCUGCUUCUGCUGGGCCUGUGUCGUCGGCUGGACGCGUACGAGCUUGUGCCGUCCAUGCGUCUCACCAAGCGCUGCCACUACUACGAGGUGCACGAGGACCUCGGAUGCACCCUGGGGGACUGGCACCCGCUGGCCGCCGAGAAGUUGCUCGCGUUGCACAUGGCCGUCCCGGAAGUCCUGGACCAGGUGUUCGCUCAGGGACGUCUUCCUCUUGGCGGAGGCUCCUCUGCGGCCCCGUGAGCGGCAAGGACUUCGAUGGUGCGCCUCCAGACUGACCAGUGUGCAGAGGGCUCUUCCCGCUCUCCCAUCCACUAGGGGGAUAUUUGGGGCCGCGUGUGUUAGCGCAGCGCAGCUUGGAGCUCGUGGGGCGAAUGCUCGCGCUGUCGUUCCCAUGGAUCCUGGGCUUAAUCCCCACCCUUGCCCUCUUCGAUCUGGAUGAGCAUCGCCGUGUAUCGCUAACGCGUGACGCGCGUUAAACAGCCCAGGUUAUCAGUAAUGCUUUACUGGCAAUAAUCCUCAUACUACAGCGGAUGUACCAGACGCCCGUUGGGGUUUUGACUAACUUUCUGUUCCAUGCAGCCAUUUUUUGCUGCAUGGCAUUUUAUUUUUUCUGCACAUGCGGCAGCCUCUUACUUGCAGAGAGACGUCACGAGAACUAUCUUACCUGCUGUGAACUAAAGUUAUUGCGGCAUCACGCAUGCGCUGAAAAAGCUUGGUGAUAUCAAUCAAUUACAACGCUUGAAAGGAAGUCAUCGGUUGUUCGGCCGGUUUGGUGAGACAUUUCGGUAAUCGGAACAAGUCAGCCGCAGUGAGAGGCAUUGAAAUGCGCCGUCACCCUCUCUCGACCAUGUCUUGGUUAGCGAUUUAAGAUCAUUCUGAUUCUGUCUUGCUGCAAACCACGUGGGCAGAGGCUCAAACGAAUGUUGUUGCUCCCAAAGAAAUAUGUCCAGAAAGAAUAUACUUUAAAUGGGUAUCAAAUACUCCCGAAACGUGAUUAGUGACGCAGCUGACUGCCAUGUAUAGUGUUACGAGGCUGGCCGGGAAUGACACGCAGGUUAUGCUGAGGGGGUACUUACCUAGUAAUAACUGCGUAGUGAAUAUCUCGAACUAUAGCCACGGACAAUGAGAAUGGUUCCUCGGUUAAAUCUGCUAUUAUAUAUCUGUUGUAGCUGUACCCGAGUUUGACCAGUUUAAGUGUGAGACAUCCCCCUUUCCGUCUCUUUUACCUUCAACUUCUGCAAUCUUCCUAUUAUCUAUUCAUUUUUUACCACGCUGGCGGGUAGUUUUGCGUUAUGAAUAACUUACAUUAGCUCGCUUACACUGCCCUUUUGUUAAUUUGUUUUUCUAACAUGACCUUUUUUAGUUAGACCGACGAAGAUGAUAUGCUUCUGGCCGCACCACGGACUGUUGACAAAUCACAAAUUUCACAACUUUUGCCGCAAAGCAUAGAAUCUCCCGAACUAGAGAUUGCCGUGCAACUUACAGUGAGUCCCACUACACCUGUAUGGUAGAUAAACUGCUGCAUACGUAGCGAUGCGCCGUUUGCAAAUGAAAAAAAAACAAAACAAAAAAAAACAGACACAAUAAAUCGCAAUUGAGUGCCAUUUGUUGUUACGGCGAAGCAACAGCCUUGCUGCUUAGACCUCGUUUUGUACGCCACAGAGUAUGAAUAUCACGUACAUCAUUAUAUUUUAUCUUAUUCCUCGGUGAUGUUUGUUCCACGUGACCGAACGAAGAUUGUGCGGCCUUUUCCUCAAUUAUAUGCAGAUGAAGACGACGGAACAGAGGCCUGAUUGGGGAGGUCAUCUUGUCGUUCUGCAUUGCAGCCUUCGUUUGCUCUUCCUUUGCACGUAAUUGACGGACGUCGGACGUCUUUUCACUCGCUUAACCUUGGGUGGAGCGAUGAACCGAGCACGAACACAAUUACGGCCCCGAACCCUACACACUCCUUCCAGCAUGUAUUAUCGUGUUCGUUGGCAACCAAGUUCUGUAGCGUAGCGACAGAGUCCUGAAUGCUGGACUUGUCCCAAUUUUCAUUUUUAUUUCAAGCAUCGUUACUUCGUAAUUACGAAAAACCCCGAGACUAGCGUCAAAAAGAAGGACCCCUCUCCUCCUUUUUUUUUGUUUUAUGUUGUUUUUACCCUAAUCUCAGAGUUUUCUGUAAUUCUGUUAAAUUUACACAACAUCGUUUGCACACCCACUCUAUCUCUUUGUUAUAUAUGGCGGCUAAUAUUGUGUCUUUUUUCAUUUACCUGCUACCUCGUAACGUGCUUUACGCAUACAGCUAUGUCUCGGUAAUAGAGACUUUUUAGCAAACCGUUACCCUGAUCCUCGUACUGCACUACCGGAGCCUUUAAAGCGUGCUUUUAAGCGCGCGCCUUGCGGUCAAGGUAUCACCCUGAAAGGCUUCGGUAGUGCGGUACGCGGAACACGGUUACCGUUGGCUAACACUCCCUAAUAUGGACACCUCUGUUUCCCAAAAGAAUCGCUCCUAAUGUGAGUCGUCUGUAAUAACGAUUCAAGUUAAAGAGUGAAAAUAAUUAACAACAAAAGUGGCCACAAAAGCCUUGAUGCCGUAAUUCCUGGCCGCUUCCGCUUCACGCCUGACAUGGUCUUACCUCCUUCUAUAGUAUAUGGGUAAGUGUCCUUACUUUCAUGCAAAACUGGUACAUUUGACCUAUGAAUGUUCUUCAGGUUUGUCAUUCGUGGGCGCGACACACAUGGGGACAGAAGGGCAAGUAACCAACUUGACCGGAAAUUCCCGAAAGAUCGAACCGAUUAUUUGGUGCUCAGGUCUUACUUACAUGUGUGUCUCAGAAGAGACAACCAACCACAGACAGUAGUAAAACUCUGGGCGUAUACCCCGUAACCUAAAA